Nelumbo nucifera (sacred lotus) is the source of this 4150-nucleotide messenger RNA. NCBI's taxonomy places the organism in Eukaryota, Viridiplantae, Streptophyta, Magnoliopsida, Proteales, Nelumbonaceae. The record is from RefSeq and is a predicted model, not a curated record.
ACCAGAAAUCCAGCUUCAAGCUCCAGGUUUUCCAAGUUCCAGCUCUGUGGUGUAAGAUUGCUCAGCUCAGCCUCUACCCAAACCAAAAGCAACCAAUUCAUGUGCUAUCCAGUCUCCACUUCAUCUUCUUCACUGCUGCUGAGUGCUGAUUGUUGAGAGCCGUGGAGCUCAUCCUUUUGUCUCUCUUCAACCCUUCUACAAAGUUCAAACGCAAACCCCUCAAGUCAAUACACAAAUGGAUUCCAUUAAAACUCCUUUCUUAUCCACUACGACCACCUUCUCUCCUUCCCGCCAAAACCAGUCAUCUUCAAAAUCACCCAGAAAUCCUGGGCUCAUCCGCUGUUCCAUCACUCCUGAUCCUUGGACCCUGAGCGAUGGCAAUGGCAACUACAAUCCCAAAGCCAAUCCUUACAGGAGCCACCCUAAGAAGCCACUGUCCGACGACAACGCUCGCCGAAUAAUCAAAGCCAAGGCUCGCUACCUGAGCGUGCUCAGGAGGAACCAAGGUUCCCAGGCACAGACCCCUAAGUGGAUUAGGAGAACGCCUGAGCAGAUGGUCCAGUACCUCGAAGAUGAUAGGAACGGUCAUCUUUACGGGAAGCACGUUGUUGCGGCGAUUCGAAUUGUUCGAAACUUGUCGACGAAGCCUGAAGGAUCCUAUAACAUGAGGGAAGUGAUGGCUUCUUUUGUCACGAAGCUUACGUUCCGGGAGAUGUGUGUUGUGUUGAAGGAACAGAAGGGGUGGAGACAGGUGCGGGAUUUCUUUGCCUGGAUGAAAUUGCAGUUAAGUUAUCGGCCCAGCGUUAUCGCUUACACAAUUGUUCUUCGUGUAUAUGGCCAAGUUGGAAAGAUAAAGCUUGCUGAAGAGAUCUUCUUGGAGAUGCUUGAAGCAGGGUGUGAACCAGAUGAAAUUGCUUGUGGUACCAUGCUCUGCGCGUACGCUAGAUGGGGACGCCACAAAGCUAUGCUGUCAUUUUAUUCUGCUGUGCAACAGAGAGGAAUUGUACCUUCCAUUUCUGUUUUCAAUUUCAUGAUCUCAUCUCUGCAAAAACAAUUGCUGCAUGGAAAGGUUAUUCAGUUGUGGAGGCAGAUGAUACAUUCAGGGGUUGCACCAAACCAUUUUACUURUACAGUUGUCAUCAGUUCAUAUGCUAAAGAAGGUCUGGUGGAAGAGGCUUUUGAGACAUUUGAUAGGAUGAAGAACUCUAGACUCAUACCUGAGGAGGCAACAUACAGCCUCCUUAUCAGUUUAAGUGCCAAGCAUGGUAACCGGGACGAAGCAUUUAAACUUUAUGAAGACAUGAGGUCUCAAGGAAUUAUUCCUAGUAACUAUACAUGUGCUUCACUUCUAACUUUACACUACAAAUAUGGGGAUUACUCCAAAGCUCUUUCCCUUUUCUUGGAGAUGCAAAAGAAUAAUACUAUCGCUGAUGAAGUCAUCUAUGGUUUACUAAUUAGGAUAUAUGGCAAACUCGGUCUGUAUGAGGAUGCACAGAAGACAUUUGAAGACAUUGAACGAUUAGGCAUCCUAAAUGAUGAGAAAACCUAUGUGGCAAUGGCACAGGUCCAUCUGAAUGCAGGGAAUUUUGACAAAGCCUUAAAUAUUUUGGAGCUUAUGAGAUCUAGGAAUAUAUGGUUCUCGAGAUUUGCGUAUAUUGUUUUGCUUCAGUGUUAUGUUAUGAAGGAAGAUGUGACAUCUGCUGAAGUUGCAUUUCAGGCACUCUCAAAGACUGGAGUUCCUGAUGCUGCAUCCUGUAAGGAAAUGCUUAAUUUGUACUAUAGAUUGGGUUUUCUAGAAAAGGCCAAAGCAUUCAUUGUUAACAUGCAGAGGGAUCAAGUACAAUUUAAUGAAGAUCUUUACAAGACAAUUAUGAAAGUAUUUUGCAAAGAGGGGAUGGUAAAAGAAGUUGAAAAUUUACUAGAAGAGAUGGAAAGGACUGGGUUUGCCAAAGACAGCAGGUUCAUACAGACCUUUUUGAUGGCAGUGCAUGGAGAAUCAACAAAACUUGAGAAAGUGAAAGAUACAUUUGAGUCCUUGGACCAACCUGACACUACUGCUCUUGGACUGAUGCUUAGUCUGUAUUUAGCGGAUGGUGAUGCCAAUAACACUGAAAAAAUUCUAAAGUUGUUGCUGCAGACAACUGGAGGCUUGUCGGUGGCUAGCCAACUCAUCAGCAAAUUUAUUAGGGAAGGUGAUGCUUGUAAAGCAGAAUCUCUCUAUGAUCAUUUUAUCAAGAUGGGCUUCAGACCUGACAAUGCAGCAUGUGCAUAUAUGAUUAGUUCAUAUGGAAAGCGACAACAACUUAGACAUGCCCAAGAAGUCUUUGCAGUGUCCUCUGGUUCUCCUUCUGUCAGCAAACCUAUAUAUACCUCCAUGAUAAAUGCAUAUGUCAAAUGUGGUAAACCAGAAGAGGCAUACAACAUUUACAAAGAAAUGAUUGAAAAGGGGCAUGAAUUGGAUGCUGUUACCAUCAGCAUAAUUGUGAAUGCUUUGACUAAUAAUGGCAAACAUCAAGAGGCACAGAACAUUAUUCAGUCAAUUUUUCAGGAAGGUGUUGAGCUGGAUACUGUGGCAUACAAUACCUUCAUCAAGGCAAUGCUAGAAGCAGAUUCAAGAUUUGCAGGUAAGUUACACUUUGCAGCCAGCAUUUAUGAUCGCAUGCUUUCCUUGGAAGUUGUGCCAUCACUUCAGACAUAUAGCACCAUGAUAAGUGUGUAUGGACGAGGUCGAAAGUUGGACAAGGCUACAGAGAUGUUCAACAUGGCACGUGGUUUGGGUUUCUCCUUAGAUGAGAAGGCAUAUGCCAAUCUGAUUAGCUUUUAUGGGAAGGCUGGUAAGAGUCAAGAGGCAUUCCUUUUAUUCAGCAAGAUGCAGGAAGAAGGAAUAAAACCUGGGAAGAUCAGCUACAAUAUUAUGAUCAAUGUGUGUGCUAAUGGUGGGCUUGAUCAUGAAGCAGAAAGACUUUUUCAGGCUAUGCAAAGAGAUGGCUGUCAUCCUGAUUCCUUAACCUACCUUGCACUUCUUCGUGCCUAUACAGAGAGUGGGAAGUAUUUAAAAGCAGAGGAAACUCUCAGUGUAAUGCAGAAUGGAGGGAUUGACCCUUCUUGUGCUCAUUAUAACCAACUAAUCUCUGGUUUUGUGAAAUCAGGAUUUAUUUUGGAGGCUGAAAGGGUUUAUGGGAAAAUUAUUGAAUGUGGGUUAAGUCCUGACCUAGCAUGUCAUAGAACCAUGCUCAGGGGUUAUGUGGACCAUGGACAUAUUGCAAAAGGAAUUUCCUUCUUUGAACAGAUUAAAGAGUCRGUGGAAGCAGAUAGGUUUAUUCUGAGUGCAGCUGUUCAUCUUUACCAAUCAGAGGGUGAGGACCUCAAAGCUGGUGGCAUUCUGGAUUCCAUGAAUAGGCUUGGAAUCUCAUUCCUGGAGAACCUUGAAGUUGGAUCAAAGACAAAAAUCAUGUGAGUUCUUUCUUGUAAGAAUAUAAAGAUGAGAGCCAUGAAGCCCCCAGAGAUUCAUGAAGAUGUCAAUGGGGAUAUAGCAAAUGAAUUUCUGAAUGGAUUAAGGUAAAAAGAAGCUAAAUUCUUUAUUGGGCAAAACAGGUAGUGGUGCCAUGAGAAUCUUGAUCACACUGUUGCCAGUGGUAAUAACGGGAAGUAACAGCAGAAGCAAUUGUAAUGAUGUAGGCUGCAAACGUAACAAGUUAAAAAGCAGUUAUGAAUCUGUACCGCUUGCUUGGAGAAUGCCUUGGUGCAUGCAGGUGGAUGGUUAUCAACUUAUCAAACCUCCCAGUGAAAGGUGUUGGGGAAUAACAUGGGUGAGGACCGAUGUGGGUUCAAAAGAUAGGCCUAAGCAAGGUGCCAACUGGUUUGUAAGGGGUCGUAGCAGAGACUUGGGAUAGAAUCCCGCCUGCAUCUGGGUUGGGGAAUGGGCUACCCCCGUUAUGCACAGAGCAGCUAGUAUAUACCAGCCAAAUGGAUCAUCUGGGUUGGGGAAUGGGCUUUAUUGGUUUUUUAAGAUCAAUCUGCACCUGGGCACCAUCUCGACGAUGAAUGGGUGCUGAACUGCUGAUAUUGUGAGAAUUGGGCUGGUCUCAGUUUUUAGUCAUUAUCUUCUAUUUAUUUGGUUACCAAAAAAAAAUCUUCAUUUUUAUGGUCA